AUGGUUUUUAACUUCUUCUUUCAAUUAUGUCUAAUUUUAUCAUGCGCUUUUGCCUUAUCAAAUGGCUCAAUUCUUCAUGAUAAUGAUAUUUAUGAAACUAUUACCAUAAAUGUAAUUAACAAUCAAACCAAUCAAUGUCGAAGUCCAAUGACUUUACAACAAAUAAUGAGCUUAGUAAAACAGUAUCCAUGUACAAUAACUGAGAAAGAAAAUAAUAAUCGACGAAUGAAACGUAAAGUUGAUGCUGAUAGUGCGGAUAUAUAUGCAUUACAAGCAAUACUCAAUGAUCACCUUGUCAUGAUUAAUUAUUUAAUUGAUAAUUCCAUCAAUACAUCAUUCGUUGCAGAUGCGAUCAAUAAUUAUUAUUCAAAAACUGGUCCAAUAUUAAUAAGUUGGCGUGAUCAAAUUGAUUUACUUUUUAUUGCUAUAUGCAUUGGAUUUAUUAUUUAUCUAUUGGUGAAAUGUUUAAUUCAUUAUGUCUAUGAACAACAACAGCAAGAAUUAAUGAAAACACAAUCAAUUCACCGAAAGAAACAACAUUUGCCAUCGAUAGCAUCAAUAAUCUGA
Molecule: messenger RNA, 567 nt
Organism: Rotaria sp. Silwood2
Lineage: Eukaryota; Metazoa; Rotifera; Eurotatoria; Philodinida; Philodinidae
Source: the annotation of a GenBank genome assembly